This is a messenger RNA of Cyprinus carpio (common carp), 7777 nucleotides long. RefSeq names its product mitotic deacetylase-associated SANT domain protein-like. Gene Ontology annotation, cellular component: histone deacetylase complex; transcription regulator complex. Lineage: Eukaryota; Metazoa; Chordata; Actinopteri; Cypriniformes; Cyprinidae. The record is from RefSeq and is a predicted model, not a curated record. Gene Ontology annotation, molecular function: transcription corepressor activity. Gene Ontology annotation, biological process: negative regulation of DNA-templated transcription; regulation of transcription by RNA polymerase II.
AAUCAAGUCUAUACCAUAAUUACUCCAAUUUCUGUGCAUCUGAAAUGUUUUAAUUUUAAAUUUUAAUUUCAAAAUGGCUCAUUUUAAUUAGCUAAUGGCUAAUAACUUUGUGUCAUCGUCGUAACAGUCCAUCUACAAAAAACCUAAAACAAUUGUGCUUGCCAGUUUGAGUCAGUCACUCUCUCAAUUGUGGGAAAUGUAGGUCAUACAUACAUUGUGCAAAAUGGGACAAUCUUUGUAUCCAGUAGAAGUGCACUGGAUAGAGUUACAACCCUUCCCAUCUGUUCAGACAUGAUAUUUCUAGUUUUUAAACAUGUAGAUGAAAAGCUUAUGCAGAUGUGUCAUUCAACCUGCUGAUUCAGAUGAUAAUGUUCACAAAUUGAAAUGCACUCAUACUUUCCUCAGUUUUCCUAUGUGUUUUUACAGUAUCUAUACUGUCAUAUUAAGAGGGUGGUGGUCAUAGUGAUUUCACCUCUGUAGCUCAUUUCUUAUUGGUUAAACUGUUGGUGUAAAAACAACACACCUCCUCUUACAACACUGGCCUCCCCAAUCCAAACAACCAUGCAGUUUGGCCUUUUUGUCAUGAUUAACUUUAAAAAUACCUCUGAUUCGCUGAUUUUCCGCUGGUUACAAGCCCUUUGUUCACCGACCAAACAAAUUGUAAUUCAUUCACUCGAUUCAGGUAUGGAUGGGGAUGUUUGGUACAAGCCAUGCUUUUAAGAACGUUUCCCAGUGACGGAAUUUCCCGCAUGGCCUGUGCAUUUGCUGUAAGCCCCGCAUGGAAGAGGAAAGGCCUUAUAUGGUAGCGGAAGUGGGUGUGGCCAACGGGACAGUAGGCGAUCACAAGACUUCAGCUGAAAGCGAAUGUGUUGUUCCAUACUUCAUGUACGAGUGAACUACACUGUUUUAGGCGUUUUAUUCGCAGGCGCGUGCAAUAAUAACGAAAUUGCGUGCAGUUGUUUAGAAAAACGCCUCGCCAUUUUGUUAAAGAAGCCCUCCAUUUCCAUUUCUCCGUGGUUGAUCGUUUGCACAAGGAUCUAUUUCUUGACUUGAAUAUUACUGGAGUGAGGUCAGCAUUGCACAACUCAGUCGUGGAUAAGCAUGCAGUCAUUUCUCUACUGUUGCACCGGACCUUGCAGUUGUUCUUAGGGCGACCUGAAAACACGCAGAAAAUAACAAUCACGAUUGUCUCCAAUGAAUGAGCAUCAAAUUAACCUAAAGACUUCUCAACCCAGCUUAACAUCCUGGAAGCAGAAGAGUUGGCAGUGAAGACGAAAUCAAAUGGACAUGUUUGAGCUACACCAUGCUGAAACUUCUAUUUCUGCACAGGAGAUGCUGCAAUUUUUACUUUUAAAGCUUACAUGCAUUCCUACCAUGUUGAGUAGAUUUGGAUGACCAUUAACUGUCAUAAAACUAGUUAAGGGUUCUUUGUCAAGGGCGAUACUCUUAAGACUCUUCAUCAAACCAGAGAAAGCUUUGUGUGGUUUGGGGAUUUGAACAUUUGUCUCCUAAACCUCCCACUCCACUACUCCCCAGAAUCUGUAUUCAUGAAAGUCAUGAGUUUGCCACCUCAACAGAAACCAAACGCAAAGAGGACAGGUAAGCGCAUCACUUUCUUUAACGAUCAGGGUGUGACGAUGAAAGAGGCCUCUCAGCAUACAGAGGCCUACUAUGGCAUUGGGGUCCCUCCCUCAGGACCAGGUCAUAAUGACAGUGGAGGUGUGGAAAGUUUGAAUGCAGAAGCACCGCAUACAUACCUCAAUUCUGUCAUUUUCAGCCCGGACAAGUGUGAUCAAAGCCGUGGGCACUACCAACAGAUGAUGCCCAUGAAGUGGUCACAUCAAGACCCUUCUUUGCAGCUCCAACAGCGACCAAACAAUUGGUCACAGGGUAUGACAACUUGGCCCCAGAACUAUGGCCCUUAUUUAGAGGCUCAGACUUUUGUAAAGCAGAUGCAUGAGGGCAUGUCAGUACAACAGCAGCAGCAACAGCAGCAGCAACCUAAGUCAUCAACUAUUAGGGCAACUGAAAAACAAGGGGCAAACAUAAGUGUAGAGACCUUUAGGGAUACAAUCAAACCAGGCCGGGGCAUGGACUGGGAACAGCAGCAAGCCUUUCAGCAAACACAAAAGCCUGGAAUGUUAAAUCCGCAGCAGCACGGACAGUCCACCACUGGGAAUUCCGUGCUGCAACCCUUUCAAGUAGCUUUUGGACAACCCAAGCAGAACUUGGUAGCGGGGUACUAUCAGGUAGUUCAGGGCAAUCGGACCUUGCCGAAUUUGAAUUACAGUGCACAGACGAAUUCCCAACUACAGCAGCAACUACAGCAACAGGAGCAACGGCGACAAAUAAUGCUUCAACAACGGCAGCAACAGCUGGAACAGCAGAUACGACAACAGGCGCAGCAGCAACAGGUACUUCAGCAUCAAAAACAGAUACCACAAUUACAGCAACAAACACAGCAAUUAAAACAUCCUCAGCAACAGCAACCACCACAACAACAUAUGCAACAGAUUCAACCGCAACAAGACUUGGUGCAGCAGCAACAAAAGUCUGAGCAACCUCAUCAGAACCAGCAUGUAUUGGAAAAUUAUUCUGAUGGCCAGCAGCCACACGCUUCUUCACUUGAUCAGCAUCACCCCUCAUUAUCAGGACAGUCCCAAGAGACAACUGAUCCCCCGUCAACACAGACUCAAGACUCCGUUCCUCAGCCUCCCACUAAUGUUCCCCAGCAAUCCAUCGAGACCCAACAGCCUGGGCCCCGGAGAUCACGUCGGCUUUCAAAAGAGGGUGGAGGCCCUGCUUCAGAUAACCCAUUUGUAAUGCCCACUGAUCUGCAUAACCAAGGCUCUCAGAACGGUGCUUCUGAGACCAAUGCUGUGCAAGACAUCCAGGCCGCUCCAACAGGUGUAAUCCAGAGUACACGACGUAAGAGGAGGGUGUCGCAAGAGGUCAACCUGGAAACCUUGGCUCAGAAGGCUUCGGAGAGGGAAUCACUUCCCUCACGUAGUGUCAAGCAAGAGCCACACAGACCCUGGAGCCCCCCUGUUGCCCCGACAGGUCCAGGUCGAGGGGCAGCUGAGGUGGAUCAGGUGAGUGCAAAGCGGCCCAGAGAUGACAGCUUCAUGCCAUUGGUCAUUCCAGUCUCCGUGCCAGUAAGGCAGACUGAUUCCUCGUCCCCGGAUCAUGAGCAAGCCUCCCUCUCAGCUAGUUGGCCCUCCAGGCCUUUGGGCAUCCAUGGCAUAAGCUGCUCUGAUUACAAGACUUCUGUGAUUGUCAAACGACGACGUUCACUGAGGAACUCUCUGUCUGAGAGCACAGGCCAGAAUGGUGGAGCAGAGAGCGGAAGUGAAGCUGACGGCAAAUCGGCCAAAGCCAAACGACGGCCUCGUCCAGAACCACUCUUUAUACCCCCACCCAAACUUGGAAUUUUUAUUGCCCCUCCAGUCUACUCCACUAUCACACCUUACCAGAGUCACUUACGUUCACCUGUCCGAUUGAUGGACAACCCCCUCAACAUGCCGCCUUACACUCCCCCACCCAUCCUCAGUCCAGUUCGAGAGGGUUCGGGCCUUUACUUUUCCACCUUCCUGUCAGCUGCCGCAGCAGCAGCAGCAAAUAAUCAGGGACUGCCCCCACCUGCCACUCCCAAAUCUGCCACCCGCAGCCUCCUGCGCUCCAACAGCAGUGAUAUAACCCCUCCAGUUCUCUCUGCUAUGAGUGAGGCUACACCUGUCAGCAUUGAGCCUCGGAUAAACAUUGGAUUGCGGUAUCAGGCGGAGGUCCCGGAGCUGAGAGAGCGCUCGACAGCACAGCACGACCUACACAAGGCUGAACUGUUGUGGGCGUUACUGCCUGACCUGGAGGCCGAUACUGAACAACAGCAAAGAGUGGAUGACCUCAUGCACCUGGCGUGCUCGAGUGCGUUGUGUGGAGGAGGGACCAAUCAGGAACUGGCCAUGCACUGCCUGUAUGAAUGCAAGGGUGACGUCAUGGGAGCCCUCACCCUUCUGUUGUUAAAAACCCCCAUCUUUCCCAAAGCGCACCCGCUGGCUGACUACCACUACUCUGGCUCUGACAGCUGGACACCAGAGGAACGACGUCUCUUUAACAAAGGCAUUUCUGCCUACAAGAAGGACUUUUUCAUGGUCCAGAAACUGGUGAGCUCCAAGACGGUGGCUCAGUGUGUGGAGUUCUACUACACGUAUAAGAAGCAGGUGAAGAUCGGCAGGAACGGUACGCUCCUUUACGGAGAAGCAGAGCCACCAGAGACUAAACCCACAACAGAGGAGGAAGUGGACAAUAAAAGUUCACAGAAGUUUGAAUCACGGAAAGACGACGAGGAGAGCAGGAAGUGGGAAGGGUCAUGUGACAGGAAACAAGAAAACAGCCCGGGCAGGGUGACACAAUCGCUACAGGCCACUAAAAAUGCUGCUGCCGUCUUGGUUUUAAGAAAUCAGGAGGACAGCACUAGAGAUCCGUCCACGUUGGGGGUCAGUCAUCAUCCUCCUCCACCAGCACCACCACCACCAUCUAAACACCGCUCCGACACCGCGGGCCGCAAAAGCACUGGCAACACAGGAAAGGGACAAACAAACCAAGAGGGUGAAUUCCCCUGCAAGAAGUGUGGCAGGAUCUUCUUUAAAGUGAAGAGCCGCAGUGCCCACAUGAAGAGUCACGCUGAGGCAGAGAAAAAAGCGGCUGCGCUCCUGCAGAGGGAGGCUGAGCAGCGGGCGGCAGCCGCCAUGUUGGCCGCCCAGCAGAACGGCAUGAUGGGGGAUCAGAGCAGAACGAGGAGAGCCAGCAGCGAUGACUCCUCAGAGGAAGAGGACGCAGAUGAUGAAGACUGGCACUAGCUAACAAUCUCUUUCGUACGGCCAAGAAAAAAACCUAUUUAUUUUUAGUUUACCAGCCAACAAGACCCAUCCCAAAAGAACAGUUUCAGGGACUGGCUCACUCCCGUAGAGUGUUUGUGUGAGUGCGUAUGUGUGUUACGUGUAUAUGAGACGGACAGAGAUGGAGACCAAUGCUGUAGAAGCAUUCAGGGGCUUAAUGUUCAGACAUAGGGCUAUUGGGAGUGUAAGCCAUCUCCGUGUGAAUGUGUGCGUGUGUCUAUAAUAUGCACUUUCGGACUCAUCCAACACACACUGAUCUGACCGCAGCACAUCUAUCCAGUGUCUGUGCACAGAACUCACUCAGUGUUCUCCUGUGAAACAAACCAUUAUGGAUUCAGUGCUGUGGACGCAGAGGGACACAGAAGCAAGUGUGUGUGUGUGUUUAGUCUUUUCCUUCUUUUUUGAAAUGAAUACGACGGUAUCUUUCUCUUCCACGUGACUGCCAAAUGCUUGCACAACUGUGCUUGUACGCCUGGUCUUGAUCUCCAGUGCUGUAAUUUUGGGCUUUCUGUUUUGAGUAUCGUGAAGGUAAAGUUCAUCCGAAAUGGAAAAUUCUGUCAUUUUCUCACCCUCGUGACUUUUUUUUUUUUUUUUUUACUUUUUCUUCAGAACACAAAAUGAGACAUUUAGCAGAAUGUUCAUGCUGUUCUUUCUCUCUCAAAUGUUGCCUAAGGGCUUUCAUUCUUUAAAAACGACAAAUAUAAAACAUCAUAAAAGUACACCAAAGAACUUUUACGCUAUAUUCUUACGAAUAGAUUUUUCUAAGAAACAGAAUGAAAUCUAGACUCCUCUUGACAGUGUUAUUAAAACAAAUAAUUUUCUUUAAUUGAUAACGCUAGAAUAAAGUUAUAUUUUAGAUGAAAAAUUCAAAAUUGUGUAAACAAAAAUUACUAAAACUAAACCUGAAAUUAAAGAAAAAUAUAUAACUAAAUAUAAACCUAAAAGCUAAAUAUAAAUAUAUAAAAAAUUAAUAAUGACAAAAAUUGUAUAAAAAUACUAACACAAACUAAAAUUGAAAUGUAUAUAAAAACAAAAAGGUAAUUCAAAAUAUUAAUGAAUACAAUACUUACAUAGUACUAUAAUAUAUUAUACAAUGGGAUAUUAAUUAUACUGAAAUAACACCGCAGAGUACCAACUUUAUGUAUAUGCACACAUGAGAGUUAUUGUGGUAUUUUUAAUGAAUGAUGACUUAAUUUAAUAUUGUUUCAUCAGAAAUUUAUCGUAUGACAAUGUAUACAGUUCACGAGUUGAAUGGACUUUUUUCUUUGAGCUUGACAGCUGUCCUAUUGGUACUAUAUACUUUCAUUUCAUGAUCAGCCUGAACAUUCUGCUUAACAUCUCCUUUUGGUGUUCGCCGUAUAGAAAGUCAUACAGGUUUGGAAAGACAUGAGAGUAAAUGAUGCUAGCAUUUUUAAUUUCAAAUGAACUAUUCCUUUAAUUAAAACGGUGACCUCGCUGAUGCCUUCGAUGUUUUUGACACUUUCUGUCCUUAUGUGACAAUCACUUUUACAAAGGUUCUUUUUAUACUCUGCAGAUUAUAAUGGUUGUGCUUGAUAUAAUCAAUUAUUGUUAUUAUCAUUACUGUUACUAUUAGCUUUGUACUGUUUUAUGAUGAUUAUGUUGUUUUUCGGGGGGAGGGAAGGGGUGGUAUUCUUUUUCUCAUUUGACUUUUCGUUUUAGAUAUUUGCUACCUGUGUGUGUGUGAGUGAAGAUUGCAUAUAUUUGCUGAAAGCAUGAUUAUAAAAUCACACUGUAAGUGCAAUAGCAAUAGUGGGACUUUUGAGUUCCCUCCCACUCCACUUUUUUUAUUCUUAGCAUCUUUGAACAAAAGUAUUAGAUAAUCAACUUAUAUUUUAGUGUAAGAACAAAUGUGAGAUGUGAUGGUUGCUGAGUUUAAGGGCAGUUGCGAGCAGCUCGGGUUUCUAUCUCUCUACAGGCCAAACACUUAAGCACUUGGCUUUGUCUCCAUGGCAACAAAGAGUCUUAUUUUAAAGGAUAGGCACAUGGGAGAUUCGCAGCCAACAGUAAAGGCUCCAAUUAUUGCUAAUAACACAGAAAUCUUCUAUGCAGCGCGUGAGUGUGUGAGCUCGUGUGCACGUGCGAAUGCAUGUGUGUGUGUGUGUGUGUGUUUAUUUGCAUGGGUGUGCAUGUGUGGUUGCGUGUAGUUGAUGCACCAAUAUUCAAAACUCUCUCAAACUCAAAGCCAAGUGAGAAAAAGAAGCUUCCUCGACUAUUUAAUGUCUUUUUUAUAUUAAAAAAAAGAAACAAAAAAGCAUUCUAUAGUAUAUAUACUUGUUCAUACAUGUGAAAAGACUGAUUUGCUCUACUAUGAAGAUAUGGGCAUUUGUCAAUGACUUAACCAAGCUUUAUUGUUGUUGUUGAGAAAUGAAUAUUGAAAUUAAUUUGGGGAAUGUUGUAAGGGUGCACCUCCCGUUUCCGUCUUUCACUCAGCCAAGGGAAAUUCUUCUGUUGAGGAAUCCAAAAUAUGAAAAAGGCUUCUAAAACUGUAUGCACACUUUCUAUGCUAUUUUCAUAGGGGUUUGUACACUAAUAACGGCUGUGGUAAGAGCUCUGAAGUGCUUUUUACCACAGUAUAACUUAUUGGGUUUCAGUUGUGUUUUAUCAUGUGUUUUAGAACAGGGGUGUCAAACUCUGUUCCUAGAGGGUCGCAGUCCUGCAGAGUUUAGUUCCAUCUCUGCUCCAACAUACAUACCAUGUAGUUUUCAAAUAAGCCUGAAGGACUUGAUUAGUUGAAUCAGGUGUGAUUAAUUAGGGUUGAAUCUAAACUCUGCAGGGCUCCGGCCCUCCAGGAAUUAAGUUUGACACCCCUGUUUUAGAGUAAUAAGGAAAAAACAAUAAACAUGACAAUAUUUGUAACAGUA